Molecule: messenger RNA, 3760 nt
Organism: Stegodyphus dumicola
Lineage: Eukaryota; Metazoa; Arthropoda; Arachnida; Araneae; Eresidae
Product: homeobox protein extradenticle-like
Biological process (GO): regulation of DNA-templated transcription
Cellular component (GO): nucleus
Molecular function (GO): DNA binding; DNA-binding transcription factor activity, RNA polymerase II-specific
Source: RefSeq, a predicted model, not a curated record
GUCCACGCCUGUCUUCCAGAUCUGCUGGUUCUUCCCCUUACAAUAUGGUGCCAACGUCCCAAGGACAGCAACCGGGUCAAAUGAUUAGCCCGCCGCCCCCCGGUGCUCCCCAGGAUUCUAUGUACAACAUGAGCUUGAACGGUGGGGAUUCCUACCAGUCCAUGGGGGCCAAUGUACAGUCGCAGGCAAAUGCCCUCAGGCACGUCAUUUCCCAAACAGCGGGGUAUGCGGACGGAUCGGGUGGGAUGUAUGACCCGAGUAUGCAUCAGCCACCAGAUUUGCAUCCAUAGUAGUCUGGCCAAUUCGCCAACAAAUACCGGAGGGUCACUCCAGCAAUCUGGACAUUUGUUACAUAUACAUACGUGAGAAUAAGGGACUACAGGUGCUGCCACCACGCGGUAGGAUCGCGAACUCUUUUAUGUGCCACUAUGAGUCGUUGAGACGGGCAAAGUCUCAACUCGCCUCAACACAACUGAUAUCGAGAAAAAAAAGUUACGGAAAAAAAAUCGUGCCAUAAUUUCAGCAAAAAAGCAGAAGUGACGUAUGGACUUCAAAAUGGAGGUUGUCUUUUUCUCAACCUCUUCAGCAUCGUAUACGUGUUCAGGCCUGGCCGAGUGACGUCACAACGCGUGGGCGGCCUCUCCAUCGUCCGUCAUCUUGAUGUCGUCCAUCUUGUUAUCAUUAACAUUUUCUGCCCUCUGUGUACAAUCUUAUUUCCCCCCUUCCUUCUCUUUUAAUUUUGGUUCUUUGUUUUUUGUACUUAGGACAUCAAUGUGUGAUCCGUCUCGACCUGGGAUACCUUCAUGACAAAAUAUUUUUUUUAUUCCACCUGUUAUGCGCCUCAGUUCACUGCUAUCCCCUUUGGCCAGUUUUAUUGUCUUGUUAUUACUAUAUAUGUGUAUUGUUUUAUUCAUAGAAACGUUAACUUAGUUAUACAUUUUAACUUUAUAAAGAAUGAUUUAGUUUCUUGGGGCUUUGUUUAUCACAUAUCAAAAAUUUGUACAACCAGUUAUUAAUGAAUAAUUAUGGUAAUUCAGUGUUUUAUGAUUGUAGUUUUUGAAAUAGUUUUGUACUCGAAAACUUACUUAGACAUUAUUUUUAUGGCUAAAUGCUAUUUUGUUAAAACUGUAAUUCAAAAUGUAUUUACAGUUACAGCUCAAAUUUUUUUUCCUAGAUUUUUUUUCUUUUGCAAUCCUAAAUUUGCACAAUCAAUGUUUUUGUUUAAUUAAAAAUUUUAUUCGCGAUAAGUCGGUUUAACUGUUUACACUCAUAAAAUAAUUCUUGUAUGUGUAUUAUUAUAAGUAUUAUGUUCGACUAAGUAAAGUUACAGUUUUAAAAGGUUGGUAAUAUUUAAGGUGGUUCAAUGAAAGUAUUUUUAAUAUGUUGUAAAAUUUUAUCUAAAUCUAAUAAAAUAAUUAGACGUUAAACUUAUUUAAUUUAUUUUUAUGCUUAAUUCUACAAGGGAAGUUACAUUUAUGAUAAAAUAAUAUCUGACUCUUAGAUUAUUUUUUUAACUUUAUAACUUAAAAUUUGCUUUGAUUUGCAUAAUAAAAUUAUGAAUAAAUAUAUUUAAGUAUCUAUUUCAAAAAAUGGAUUAUUUUCAGUAGCAUUUAGGUUUUUAGGGUUCAUUUUGGAUGCUGUAGUUAUCAAAAGAUAUAAUUUGCAAAUGAUAAUUUUGGACAUUGCUGUAUCAAAUGCUUGAUUAUCUUUUAUAACUUGCAAUUGUAAUAUCCUUUUACAUAUGUUGUCGAACAUUAAUUGUUUGUUAUUAUUUGGAUUCAUUUCACAACAUAGUCAUGUCAAUCAAUUUUAUUAGAAGUGUGUUUUAAUAAUUGUAACUCCAAAAAGUUCAACGUCCUGGUUGUAUUGCAUUACAAAUAUGUAAAUAUUUGCCAGAGAAUAUGCUUAUAAAUUCUAAAGGACAUGUUUUUUUAUGUUUUUUUGUGGUCAGUAAUUUUAGUAUAUUUUUAACUGAAAGUCAUGUUUAAAUUUAAUUUGUUCCUAUAUUUUAACAAUAUUGUGCCAGUAUAUUUGUCCAAAAUGAGCAUUGUGCAAAUAGUCAUGUUUUAUUUAAGCUGCUUGUAUAUUCGAACCGAUUCGAAGUCGCGAAUUUAAGUUUGAGUCUCGUAUUUCCGUUCAAGGUAUUUGCGUAUUUGCAAGAGUAAUCCUCAAACAUGAACCAAAUUUUUGCUUAUGUUAGGAAGUUAAAUAGUUUUAAAGUUACUUACUUAAAGGAAGUAAAAUACUUUUUGAAAUUUUGUAUAAUAUAACUUGAGAAUAUUUUUAUAAAAGCUUAAAGUGUGUGCUUUGAUUGAUGUAAUGAAGAUAACUCCCCUCCCCCCCUUUUUUUUUUCAAUUCAGGUGCUUCAUUAAAUGUCGUUUUCUUUCAAAAAAAAUUAGACACAUACAUUUAAAAAGAAUUAUUUUUAUUCAUUUAUUUAUUUAUUUCAGGUUUACCUAAUGGGCAUAUAUUUUUUACAUUAUUAAAUACCUUUUGCCGUAUUAGAACUUAUUAGUAUUAUAUAGGCGUUUGUUAUAAAAUCUUUCUCUUUUAUUAUAAUAUUUAUAUUAGUUACUAAAACCAGUCGUUAAAUAAAAAACGUGAUUUUGUGAUUUUUUUUAAUACUGUAGUGCUAAAAGUGACAUUUGUUCUAUCAUUUUUAACAUUUUAAUAGUAAAUUUACAAAAAAUAAUUUUAAUUGACUAAUAAUAUUAUCUUUUUUAGUUCGUAAUCGAAUUUUCAAAUUCGAAAUUAGCAAAUUCGCAAUGGAAUUCGAAAGCCAAUAAAUAACGUGAAGACAACAUUUUAAAUUUCCCCAAUCGGCCAUGUGAUACCAAUCAGGCUUUGAUUAAAAAGCACUUCGAAAAAUUGUUAACUUAAAAAUUUUUGUAUAGCUUUCUCCAUUAAAUACAUGUCGCGUAACAGAGCAUAUAGAACAAUUAAUUAUAUUUUAUAUAUAAAUAUACACAACUGUAUUCAAAAACCUCAAAUUUAAUUAAACUAAUUCUUUAAAUACAAAUUAUCGUUAUAAUCCGUCGUUUUUCUUAAUUCAAUAACACGUCUUUUGUUAUUCAUUUUAAGUAUAUUGAAUCACCGGCUACGUAUAUUUUAUUUAGUUUCCAUCUUCAUGGCUCAUUGUGCAUUGCUCAUGCCUAACAAAGCCAUCAACUAUUUGCUGUUUAUUUUUUAAAGAAGGAUGCAGUGAAUGAGGCGCCCUCAUCUCUCGACUUUUAAAAAAAGUGCUCAACUAUGUUAUUGUUACUCAAUAUUUCAUGAAUACGUGUUGUCGGAGCAUUUGUUCUUAUCCUACUUGUACAGAGAGAAAAAAAAAAGAAGGCAAAUAAAGAAAUGCCUUCAUUCAGAUGUAUGUACCUAAUAGAGCAAAGGUGUCAUCGUAUUUCCAGGUCGAAAAAAAAUCUGUACAGCUGUAGCGGAUGCCGCUUUUUGAGAAAAAGUUGCAAAAUAUUGUAAGAAAAAAAAACUCUUUUUUGGAGGACUUUAUUGAAAUUUUGUUCCGUUAUAUCGAGCACUGUAAAAUGGAGACGGAACGGAGAAAAGUAUUGGACAGACAGUUGUCUGUCCUUUUGUACAGUGUCCCAUCCCCGACCGUCAUGUACAGCCCCCUGUUUGUUGCCCCUUCUGUUAUGCGGCAUUUUUUGUUCACCCCCAUGUGCUGUAGUAUAAUGAAUGGUCUGUGAAUAUUGAGCGAUUACGUCAACACUCAAGUCACUGACGGAAAUAAAUAUUUUGACUUUUUGU